Molecule: messenger RNA, 2716 nt
Organism: Lethenteron reissneri (Far Eastern brook lamprey)
Lineage: Eukaryota; Metazoa; Chordata; Hyperoartia; Petromyzontiformes; Petromyzontidae
Product: hypoxanthine-guanine phosphoribosyltransferase-like
Biological process (GO): guanine salvage; hypoxanthine metabolic process; GMP salvage
Cellular component (GO): cytosol
Molecular function (GO): hypoxanthine phosphoribosyltransferase activity; magnesium ion binding
Source: RefSeq, a predicted model, not a curated record
GAGGAGAGGGAGGAGAUAGCGUGGAGAGAGGGAGAGGGAGGCAGGGAGGAGAUCUGGAGUUGUAGGCGGCGCCUUCGCCUCUUAUUCCUUUCCCGCCAUGGACGCCCCUGCAGAGAGCAGCGCGGGAAACUGCGUCGUGAUUAGGGAUACUGACCCUGGCUACGACCUCUGCAAGUUUUGCAUCCCCACUCACUACAUGGAUGACCUGGACCGGGUGUUCAUCCCACACGGACUCAUCAUGGACAGGACGGAGCGGUUGGCGCGGGACAUCCUCAAGGACAUGGGCGGGCACCACAUUGUGGCGCUGUGCGUCCUCAAGGGCGGCUACAAGUUCUUCGCCGAUCUCCUCGACUUCAUCAAGGCGCUCAACCGCAACACGGAGCAGUCCAUCCCGCUCACCGUCGACUUCAUCCGACUCAAGAGCUACUGCAACGAUCAGUCGACGGGACAGAUCCGGGUGAUUGGCGGCGAUGACUUCGGCACAUUAACUGGAAAGAAUGUGCUCAUCGUUGAGGACAUCAUUGACACAGGCAGGACCAUGCAGACGUUGUUGAGCAUGCUGAAGGACUACAAGCCCAACAUGGUGAAGGUGGCCAGUUUGCUGGUAAAGCGGACGCCGCGCAGCGUGGGAUACCGCCCGGAUUAUAUCGGCUUCGAAAUCCCGGACGAGUUUGUUGUGGGAUACGCGCUGGACUACAACGAGUACUUCCGGGACCUCAAUCACAUCUGCGUGAUCAACAACCACGGCAAGGAGAAGUACAAGAACAACUGUGCCUGAGCACCGUGUGCCAGCCGCCACAGCAGCAGCAGCAGCACCCCGCACGCCCGCCCGCACGCCCGCCCGCACACCCGCACACCCGCCCGCCCGCACGCACGCCCACCCCUGCACUGCCGCGACCCGCGUUGGUUUUCGGAGUUGACUCCGCUUAAGGCGCCACUCUCCCGCCGCGCGUCCCGGGUUGCGCGCCGUUCCGCGUUCGGUUCCCGAUAAUUAGCUGCCGAGCGACGGCACGUGUGGCAGAACCGAGUUGGUUUUUUUUCUUGUUUUCCUGUGGAAGCGGCCAGAGGGCGAAACGUCGGACCUCGUGCCGAAAAUGAAAUUCGGCAUGACCGGAGGACACGGCGGUGGCGGAUAGCUGUGCCCGCCCCCCCCACCCCCCCCACCUCCCUCACCUCCCUCCCAACCUCGUUUAGAUGUCAAGCGGAGACGCUGGAUUUGGACGUUGGAGGGAGUUGUGUCACGCGGGCAGCCGGGCGGCUUUUACCGAGGCGCUGCUGCCCUUCACAUAAACCUCAUGGAUAUCAUUAUUAUUAUUAUUAAGUUAUAAUUUGUCAUAAAGUAAUUCGAAUGUAUGUGUACCCCUCAUUGUCAAACUACUACUGAUGAAGGAGUUCCCCACCCUGCUCCCCCCACCACCACUACAGUGUCACUGGCGGUGGGGGGAGAGGGAAGUAUGUUUGACCAUACUUCACCAAGCUGGUCACUGGGUUUCUUAAGUUUGUGCUGAUUAUUAUAAUAUUGUUAUCACUUUAUAAUCAUGGUUGAAUGGUUGGCGUGAAGCUCUCUCGCCAGGCACUUUCGUGGUUUCCCAAUUCAGGUUGACUCUCAGGUUCUCGCCAUCCACGCGUUGAAUCGCUUGUGGGGGGGUGCGGGUAAAAAAAAAAAACCCCCACAGAUAAUUAGCGGCAUUUCUUCGAGCAAAUUAUCCCGUUGGCUAAUUUCGACCGUAGCGACGCUGCGCUUUAUUGUCGGUUUGUUUGCUCGUGUAAUGCGUUGAAGUCUGCGUGUGUGUGUGUGUGCUAGAGCCAGUGCUCCUCAACGUGUACGCGUUGUAGGUAAUCGCGGUUUCUCGUCACCCCCUGUAACCACUAGAAGGCAACGGCAUUCGCCAGUAGCUUUUUUUUCUAUUCGAACGAAAAAAAAAUCGAUUUUAGAACCCAAAUGCGACGCGCUGAUAUUCAUCGAAAUCUUUCCCAUGGGGGGUGGGGGAGGGGCUGAAUGUAUACAGAGCCCGCCACGGAGCUAAACGAAUAAAACGAUGGCAGUUUGAUGGUAAGACAAAAAAAAUGCUGAGAAAAAUAACCAAUCAUUUUCUCAAUUUGUGACCCAUGAAUCCAGACAAUUCCAUGGGGGGGGGGGGGGGGGAGUGGGUGGUGGUGGGGCCAAAUCAAUCAUCACGUGCCUGGUUAUUACUAUGGCAGUGGAGUGUCUCGGUAGCAAUGUUUGAGAGUUAACCCCCCCCCCCCCCCUGUCCAGUGUGUUCUGCACGAGCGGCCAAUCCGGGCCGAGCCCAGCCCGUCGCGAGCCCCCCCAUGUCUUCAUUCAUCCCCCCACCCACCACCACCGUCCGUCCUCAAUGCAUUUCAAUUAUAACAGUCGUCACGAUGCAACUCGCAAAGCCCUUUUAGUUUGCCUUCACUGGUGCAUGCGAAUCGUCGUGAGUCGUGGUCGAUCCACUGCCAGGUGAAGGCCGCCCCAAGUCUACGCACGCUCUAUAUCUCGCGGUCCAGCUGCGCAACAAAUCUUUCGUCUCGCUCUCACGAGCCGGCUCCGUUGCCAAUCUCCCAAUUCAUAGGCACUCGCGCGUGCGCACGAGUGUGUUACGUUUAUCGUUGAAUCUUUACGUUUCCUAUGAGGACCGGGCCGUCCACAGCCGUUGCACCAAGUUCACGGGAGCCAACGCAGCCGCUCACGGAUUCUGUGUGCACCGCUAGG